Messenger RNA from Cladocopium goreaui, 2430 nucleotides. NCBI's taxonomy places the organism in Eukaryota, Dinophyceae, Suessiales, Symbiodiniaceae. The record is from the annotation of a GenBank genome assembly.
AUGGCGGUCGAAAGGCUUAAGGCCUUAGACCGAUACCUGGAGGAGCUCAAGGACUCGGCCGAAUUUCCGACGAUUUUGGAACAGCAGUGUUGCCAGCUCAACAAGGAGCUGAGAACUUUGGAGAAGUUGGAACUCACAGAUGCUACCCCCUUGGUGUCUCAGAUCCAACAGAGCCAACGUUGGACGUCGGCCCACAAGGAGACUUUGCUUGGCACCAUUCACAUGAAGGUGCAGGCGACGACCAGUCAGAAGAUAUAUCGCUCGCGAAUGCCGAUGCAAGAUUACAGCUUGUUUCCUUUGUAUCUAACCUCUGCUGACUGGCAGGUUGUUCAGGACAAGCAUGCCAAUGUGGUCCAAAGAAGCACUUGCUUGUUGAACCGUCUGUGGGCCUUGGGAAUGCGCACACUGUCUGAGCCUACAAUUGCUAUGAUCACUGUGGUUCUUCUUUUGUGCGAACCAGAGCGACUGAACGAUGGCCUUCAGCUACGUUCAAGCUACAUCACAGUCAAAGGGAUGGUCAAGCAGUUUUUGGAGGGGCAAGGAUCAGACCAGGCUUUGCCAGAAGUGCUUGUGAAGUUGCCGCCUACAGUGGGCGCUUUGCCUGAUGUGUUCUCCAAGGCUGCCUACGCUGAAGGAGAUCAACCUGGUCCAAUGCCUGCAGGCAUUUCCAUUGAAGGGCUCAAGUCGCUUGAAAACAUGGUGUCGCUGCGCAGCAACAAUGCCAAGCUGCUUCCAUUGCAGGACAUUUUUGCUUUGAUUGCCUGUAGUUUGGAGUGGUGUUUAGCGUGUAGCGGCGCAAUGCGAUGUGGAGCGGCUUCAGCUUCUUUUCCUCAACAGCAAUUGGCUUUGAUGCCUCCGGCAGUCACUCCUGUGGCGAUGCCUGCUGCUCCAAAUGUGGUGCCGCCUGAGACCAUGAAGCCUUUGCCUGCUCCAACAGCGGCACUCAAGGAGACCAACCUACAUCGGCUUGAAGUGGUUGCCCCUGAUGAUUCACCGAAGGAAGCGGAGAAGGUCAAAACCCCAGUGAAAGUGAAAGCGAUUGAAGACAAACCGAAAGAUGCGAAAGAAAGUGUUGUUGCAGAGGUUCCAAGUGCCACAAAAGCUGCUGAGAUGUUGGAACAGGCUAUGCAUGAUCGCGAAGACGACAAGAAGCGAGGAAAGGAGAUGGACAAGAAGAAGGGCCACGCUACCAAGACGGAGACGAAGGUUUUGAAGAGACCAGCUGCAAAGCAGCACAGCACAGCACCAAAAAUGUUGAAAAGACCAGCUGCAAAGCAGCACAGUACAGCGCCAAAAAUUUUGAAAAGAGAAGCUGCUGCUUGUGUGUCUAAAGUUGGUAACAAGGGGCCAAUUCCUAGCAAAAUGCUGCGUGCCAAAUGGCGACCCGAAGGGUGCAGCAAAUGCCGCUGGGUUCGUGGCUGUUGCAAUUCGUGCUGGGUAGGCAGAUUUUACGAAGCCUGGGACGCUGCCGAUAGCGAAGGGCUACUUGAUUUUUACGAUGCUUGGGACGUAGCAGAACCUUCUAGCAGCAGUACGCAACCGCCACCUGCUCGGGUACCCCGUGAAGAAGAUGAAGCUCAUAGGGCUGGGAAGGCUGGCAAAAGAAAAAGGAAGCUUCCAAAGCCGCUGAAGCCUAAGACCGAAGAGAUAGCUGAAGAAGGACAACAAGAUUCUGGGCCAGUUGCAGUUCCCAUCGUAGCCAACCGUGAGAGUGACACGGAACCUUCGUCUGAACAUGACGCCAGUGACAAGAAGGAGGUUGCAUGGUAUCGGUACCACAUGGCUUGGCAAGAGGUGAAGGCUGAAGCUGAUGUGGCUGAACCUCUGCCAUCACCCCAGGAAGACUAUGGCGUUUCGCAAGUGGCCGAAGCCGCGGUUCACCUCACGUUGGAGGAGCAAGCUGCAGCAAAAUGUCUGGCUGCCAUCGCGGAGGCUGUGGCUGGGACUUUGCCGGGUAACGAUGUGCCUGGCUGCCAAACAAAAGAUGCCUCUCGACCUCCAAUGCCUUUGAAGGUUCAAGCUCCGGCCAUCUUUGCCCAACCAGUGACGCCUCCCAAGACAAAAGCCGACCUGCAGAGACCUGUGACGCCUCCCAAGGCAAAAGCCGAACCGCGGAGACCUGUGACGCCUCCGAAGGCCACUGCUCCACAGCCACCGUGGGCUCAACCAAGGCUGUUGCCUCCACCGCCCAAGCAGCAAGCAAGUAGUUCAACAAGUGCCGCAGAUGCUGCAGCCCAACCUUUGGCAGGGACGACUGCCUUGCCUCCAAAAAGGCAUGCGUGGCCAAAGGUGCCAGGCCCGGAGCCUAAGCCUCAGGGCCCCCCUCCACCUCCACCUCCACAAGACAAUGUGCCAGAGUACCGGCAGGUGAAGCACAAAGCUGGAAAGCAGCAUGAAGGCUAUUUCUAUGUUUCUUGGCUGAUGUAUUGA